Messenger RNA from Podospora bellae-mahoneyi, 795 nucleotides. RefSeq lists its product as uncharacterized. Bases 1 to 486 code for a protein of 161 amino acids. The transcript is spliced from 2 exons. Lineage: Eukaryota; Fungi; Ascomycota; Sordariomycetes; Sordariales; Podosporaceae. The record is from RefSeq and is a predicted model, not a curated record.
AUGUCCAAUGACCACCGGUCAGUGGCGCUUCUUUGUUUCCGCCGGGCUGGCCUGCAUUCCGUUUGCAACAUUCGACCCCCGCCCAGGGCCCUUCGUAGAACAAACAGAUCGCAUCAUGUCCCCGAGAGCCCAUCGUCGUUCUACUUCAUCUUGGGCACUGAAGGAGACUGGCUUCUCUACUAUCUUGGCGACCGGCUCAUUUCACAAGAGGAGAUUGCCAAGGUUUCCGACAUCAUGGAAAAGCACUCAAUCGGGCCGGAGAAUACUCGAAUCCGGAAACUGGUUGAGGAUGGCAACCCAAUAACUUGUUGCACCCUUCACGUAGUCUUAUACGUCACCUACCUCAACAUCGGAGUUGAUCGCCCCUCCAAGCUCUUGAGACAUUGCCCAAAAACCAGGCUUGGGGCCAGGCCCACCACCGGGUACCUAGCUAUACACACCUUGAUCCCCGGGAACCCCCCUACAAAUCUAACUCGUAUUUCGUAGGCCCACUUGUCUAUCCUCAAGCACAUGCCUCAAGACGGAGGGCGGCGUCAUCCGCAUCUCCCAACACACGGAGGAGGACUCAACCGUCACCAUCCACCUCGACCUCACCAAGUUCGCCUCGCACGGUAAAUCCGCUCUGGGCCGCUACCUCGUGCACCUGCAUAUCUGGCGCUGCGCUCCAAAUAUCUCAGCUCGCAACGACUUAUACGAGCCUCUUUGUGCCGUCGAGGAUAAUGAUUAGAUUUGAGCUUGCCUAGUCAACGGCGAGAAUCAACGACAUGUCAAACAGAGAGAAAUAUCAAAGAAGAA